Molecule: messenger RNA, 1750 nt
Organism: Ilyonectria robusta
Lineage: Eukaryota; Fungi; Ascomycota; Sordariomycetes; Hypocreales; Nectriaceae
Product: acyl-CoA dehydrogenase/oxidase
Exons: 3
Coding region: 129-1472 (447 amino acids)
Cellular component (GO): mitochondrion
Molecular function (GO): acyl-CoA dehydrogenase activity; flavin adenine dinucleotide binding
Source: RefSeq, a predicted model, not a curated record
UGUGAUCAGCGUUGCCCGUGUCUCUCUUCUCUUCUCUUCUCUCCUCCCCCUUGGUCAUUGCUUCUCUUGCUUGCCCACGCAUAUACCCCCCACGCACAUACACCCUCACGCACACUGCACGCAUAGCCAUGUCGUCGUCGUUCUCUCGGGUCCUGCGACCUGCCUUGCGGGGAGGACGGGGUCUCACCCAGCGUGUUGCCGUGACCCAGACCGUCCCCCGGGCAAUCUCAAGAACAACUGUCACCGCCGUCCGACCCUUGUCCACGACCGCCCCGCGCCGCAACGGCGAGGCCUUCGACAUCUCCGAGAUCCCACCCACGCCCAUCAGUCACCUCUCCGAGAUCGAGGCCGCCAUGGCCGAGUCCGUGUCCAAGUUCGCCGCCGACGUCAUCCUCCCCCGCGCCCGCGACAUGGACGAGGCCGAGGCCAUGGACCCGGCCAUCGUUGAGCAGCUCUUUGAGCAGGGCCUCAUGGGCGUCGAGAUCCCCGAGGAGUACGGCGGCGCCGGCAUGAACUUCACCUCGGCCAUCAUCGGCAUCGAGGAGCUCGCUCGCGCCGACCCCAGCGUGUCGGUGCUCGUCGACGUCCACAACACGCUCUGCAACACCGCCAUUAUCAAGUACGGCUCCAAGGCCCUCAAGGAGAAGUGGCUGCCGCAGCUCGCCACCGGCACCGUGGCCUCGUUCUGCCUCUCCGAGCCCGUCUCCGGCUCCGACGCCUUCGCCAUGGCCACCAAGGCCACCGAGUCGGCCGACGGCUUCACCAUCUCCGGCGGCAAGAUGUGGAUCACCAACUCGAUCGAGUCGGACCUCUUCAUCGUCUUCGCCAACCUCGACCCCUCCAAGGGCUACAAGGGCAUCACCGCCUUCAUCGUCGAGAAGGGCACCCCCGGCUUCUCCAUCGCCAAGAAGGAGAAGAAGCUCGGCAUCCGCGCCAGCAGCACCUGCGUCAUCAACCUCGAUGACGUCUUCGUCCCCAAGGAGAACCUCCUCGGCGAGCGCGGCCAUGGCUACAAGUACGCCAUCUCGCUCCUCAACGAGGGCCGCAUCGGCAUCGCCGCCCAGAUGACGGGCCUCGCCCUCGGCUCCUUCGAGAAUGCCGUCAAGUACGUGUACAACGACCGCCGCCAGUUCGGCCAGCUCGUCGGCGAGUUCCAGGGCAUGCAGCACCAGAUCGCCCAGUCCUACACCGAGAUCGCCGCUGCCCGCGCCCUCGUCUACAACGCCUCCCGCAAGAAGGAGGCCGGCGAGGACUUUGUCCGUGACGCCGCAAUGGCCAAGCUCUACGCCUCCCAGGUGGCCGGCCGCGUGAGUGGCCUCGCCAUCGAGUGGAUGGGUGGCAUGGGCUUCGUCCGCGAGGGUCUUGCCGAGAAGUACUGGCGCGACAGCAAGAUCGGCGCCAUCUAUGAGGGCACCAGCAACAUCCAGUUGAACACUAUUGCCAAGCUAAUCCAGAAGGAGUACACCCAAUAGAAGGAAAACAACAAAUUAGAAAGUCUCCUCAAAUAGGACCAGAUAAAAACAGAAGGAAAAUGAUGAAGUGAAUGAUCACUAAAUACUCCUAUCUUCUAUUGCAUCUCCUCAGUGAAGAAUAUUCCCUCUUGCCAGACACUAGACAAAGGCAGCUCUACAGACACCACAACCCCCAUAAUCACGUAGCAUCACAACCUCACGCCGGACUUAUGGACAAAACUUCUAAUGGACUAAUUUCCAACAACGUCAUUAUCUUGACUUCUAUUAAGCAGGCAUGC